Trichoplax adhaerens is the source of this 981-nucleotide messenger RNA. RefSeq lists its product as uncharacterized. Lineage: Eukaryota; Metazoa; Placozoa; Uniplacotomia; Trichoplacea; Trichoplacidae. Gene Ontology annotation, biological process: G protein-coupled receptor signaling pathway. Gene Ontology annotation, molecular function: G protein-coupled receptor activity. Gene Ontology annotation, cellular component: membrane. The coding region runs from base 1 to 981 and encodes 326 amino acids. The transcript has a single exon. The record is from RefSeq and is a predicted model, not a curated record.
AUGCCAAUCUUAUCCUACAAAGACAUUUUCGUUGUUACAAUAUUGGGAAUAAUUGCUUCGGUCGCUUCGUUUGGUAAUCUUUUCAAUCUCUAUCUCAUCUAUCACUCAAGAUCAUCACAAUUGGUUGGUACUUUACUUCUUGCAAAUUUAGGUUUAGCCGAUUUAUUUUCUGGACUUGUUGUUAUGCCGUUAGCUAUUUAUAGUUUCAUCGUACAAGAUACUAUAUCUCCGUUUCUGUGCCAACUGUGGGCAGUAUUAGCUAGCCUAAGUAUUGGUGUAUCCUUUUAUACUACUGCAGCCAUUAGUAUCGACCGCUGUAUCGCCGUUGCUAGUCCAUUUUAUUACUCUCAAUCUGUUAAUUUACGUGUAUUAAAAGUCCAGAUUGUAAUAUUAUGGCUAAUAACUAGUGUAAUCGCCAUUAUGCCAAUGCUAGGCUUGAAAGCCUAUGGUAUUGGACAUUACAGUUAUAUUACAGGAUCGCAACAAUGUUGGGUUGAUUUUACGGACAGAGAUCACAAUUAUUAUAUUGGAUUGGUUUUGUUGUCGAUACUAUCGUGCACGAUAGUGAUCAUUGUACUGUGUUAUAGUAUUAUAUUUAUCAUUGCUUGGAGAAAAGGUUUACAAAAUCUAUCAGGCCAUGGUACUAUCAAAAAAUCGAUCCGAACAACUGGUUUAAUUGUUGGCACCAGUCUAAUGUGUUGGAUUCCUCUUAUAACUAUAUCUUACGUCGAAUUUAUAGACUUCAUGUUACUGAUAUCAGAUGACAUAGUAUUAGCAGCCUAUCUUCUUACAUUUUGUAGCUCCGCUAUUAAUCCUGUCGUUUACUCAUUGACAAAUAGCGAACUUAAGCGUCGUGUCCGACUAACGUUGCGAAGGACAAACGUAAUUGCAUUUUCACAAUCAAAGCGUAAAGGCAAAGUUAACCCGAUCGGAAUCGAUUCUGUUAUUGGUAAUCUCCAUAGCUCUGUAAUAGUCGGCUAA